UAGACAGGACAGGAGGACAGACAGACAGGAGGACAAAGGAAACCCAGCCUUUAAGGGUCUGUCAUGUGUGUGAGGGAGCGAUAAGAAUCAGGCAGAUGUGCAGCAGCGUCCCACAACAGGCCAGUGUUAAAAGCAGAAACUUCUCUGCGAUGAUUCGAAUGCGAACAGCUGAUUGCAUUUCCUGGUAUCAAAUGUGAAGAGGAGCCUGUUUUUUUCACUGAACAAUGCGUCUCUUCUGGUUGUUGCCAUGGUCAGUUUUUCUUCAUUUGGCUCCAGUUUUUAGUUCCAACGAAUGUAAAAUCCAUGAAAGUCCCAGCUCAUUAAACACGCCUUCACUGUUGAAGUCUUUACAGUGUUAUAAUGACUACCAGUCCUACGUCCACUGUAAAUGGAGUAAGGAACCACACACAAAUAAAGCACUGCAGCUCUGGUUCGAGACAACAGACAACGACAGGGCCUUGUGUAAGCCUUAUCCAGGGGGUCCGGAGGAGCACGGGACCACCCAGUGUCGAUAUGCAACCGGCAGCUUUUCACUGGGCAUCUCUCACACCGCCUUCUUCAACAAGAAUCUGACCCUGUGCUCAUCUGUCCUGAACAAACCUGUCAAUCUGUCUCAGCACUUGAAAGCACGUCCACCAGUGAACCUCACCUCAUACGAAGAAGAUGACGGAGGCCGACUGGUCAUGUGGUCAAGUCCCUACCCCUCCUCCACCUCCUCCUCCUCCUCCCUGAUCAAAAACCUCACAUACCAGCUGAGCUACAGAGCCAAUGGACAGGAAUCGUGGACUUAUGAAGAAGUUACAAAUACCAGCAAGAAACUAGAAAAGCAGCUGCUGCGUCCCGGUCGCAGGUAUGAAGCCAGGGUCAGGGGUCGAGUCAGCGUGGGCCAGUGGAGCAACUGGAGUCCAGCGGUGACCUGGCAGACGGAGGAGGACACUGGGCAGAUUCCCAGUUUGCACUGUGUGCUUGAUGGAGAGAAGAAGGUGAGGUGUGGCUGGGAGGUGAGCAAAGAGCUGGUUCACUUCAUUACCUACCAGCUGCUCUGUCGUCAAAACCAGGCUGCACGAUCUGAGAGAUGCUGUGUGGACCCAGAAGUCAGUCCUGGCCGUAGUCACACUGUAGUAAAGUACAGCUGCUCACUGACUGUUGAAAACCCUGCACAUCUGCUGCUGGAACUCCGACCAACACGCAACGCCAAGACUUUUAUAGCUUGGAAACACAUUCGUCCAGACCCACCAAAGCAGGUAAAAGUGAGAGAGAAUGACCACAACUGGAUGGUGGAAUGGACUCCACCAAACAUGCCUUUAGAACUCAGACUGUAUUAUGAGGUCUGCUAUUACAGGACACAAGAUCAGGAAUCUUCCACGUGCCUGAACAGUCCAGAGGGGUCCAGAUCUAUGCGCAUCCUGGGAGCGUCUCUGGCUCCGUCCCAGCGUUACCAGGUCAAGGUCAGGUCUGUGCUCUGGCCUGAAGAUGUGUACAAGGGAACGCCGUCUGACUGGUCUGAUCCUGAUGACUGGACCUCACAUGCAGCAUCCUGGUCCUUCACCACCUGCAUCUAUAUCUUAAUCAGCGUCUGUGUGGCUGUAGUCUUCGUCACACUCUAUUGCUCCAUUCCAGCUUGUAAGAGGAGGGCAGUUCUUUGGGUGGAGUCAGUUCCUUCUCCAGAAAAAAGCCAAAUCCUGUCUGAGGUGAAGUCUGCCAACGCCCAGAACCUCAUGCAGAGUGAGAACACCUUGAUCUGCAAAGUGUUGCACAUGGACAGCAUAUCAACAUGUUCCUCAGAUGUUUCACUGUGUCUGACAAAAGACACUGAGAAGGAACAUCUGAACCUGGACGAAGGCAUCUGGAACUGUGAGGUACUGCCCUUCCUGGAUGAGAGGAUUAACACACCUGACACAUCUGCAGUGAGCUUCAGUGGGCCUUAUAUCUUCUGUCAGUCACCAGUGUCCGAUGACACACCGGCAGAUGUCACCUCUGACCUGAAAACUGAAGCAGAAGGCCCACCACCCUCUGUGUCCCCCAUCCCGGUGAAUCUGGGCCUCUUCAGGGAGGGAUAUGUGUGUCUCCCAAACCACAGUGUGUCCAGGUCCACUCAGGAUCUCACAUCCCACAGCCACACCAGCACAGACACACAGCGGCGGGUCAGUGACACAGAGCAGGACCUGCAGAGUCCAGAUACAGCAGCACCAGACCCCCAUCAGCUCAGUGACCCCACCAGCUGCCUCCCACCCCCCACUCCCACCAUCACCCCUGGAGCUUUCAUCUCCUGGCCACAAGGGGGCACCAUGCAGGCCUCGGGGUACUGCCAGCUCCCAGCAGCCUUCAUGACAGAACAGUCCAGUAAAGCAUGAAACAGAAGAGCAUGUUACACAGGACUCAGCAGGAUUUUCCUGAAUUGCAUCUACUGGAUUUCAACUACUUUGUCUUCCUUGCAAGAAAGUUUUUCUCUUUGUUGCUUUGCUCUGAUAUGAACUGUUGCUGGAGGCCUGAACAAUAGGGGGUAGUAGUGAGCUAAGACUGAGAACCACCACAGAUGACCAGGCGCAGAAGGACCUCAGAACUGCACACAAAACUAGUAUUUAUUUGUUUUUAAUCACAUAUGCUUACUGAGCCAUAGUAAAAUAUCCUCAUGGUCACUGUAUACUCCACUCUGCAGUAACACAAAAAAGUUUUAACACAGUUUGUGAACGUUCAAAAUGUUACACCUGUGGCAAGAGGUUCCAUUCUUUUCUGUUAAAGAGGAAAGUUAGCUGGUGUUUUCCUAACAUAUGAUGAACACACGUUAGCAGAGACUCUUAAAGGUGGGGUAUGAGAUCUUAGAAAAAUGGUUCAAACAAGCUACAUUUUGAAAAUACUCAAUUCAAAAGUCCAAACCCUUCUUUCAGACAUACCCCUGAAGUCACGCCUCCAGAGUACUGGCACGCGCAAUGCUUGUUCUCAAGGGUUCUCAAGCGCUGAACAGCAACAGUUCGCCCAAGUCUGGCUGCCCUGGUGCUCUGUCGAGUUGAGCUGCUUCGUCGAAGUAAGCAACCAGUAGUGCAGGGGUGUCAAACUCAUUUUGGUUCAGGGGCCAUAUUUAGCCCAAUUUGAUCUCAAGCAGGCCAGACCAGUAAAAUAAUGACUUAAUAACCAAUAAAUAAUGACAACUCCAA
This is a messenger RNA of Sphaeramia orbicularis (orbiculate cardinalfish), 3155 nucleotides long. RefSeq names its product colony stimulating factor 2 receptor subunit beta (gene csf2rb). Gene Ontology annotation, biological process: cytokine-mediated signaling pathway. The coding region runs from base 225 to 2354 and encodes 709 amino acids. The record is from RefSeq and is a predicted model, not a curated record. Gene Ontology annotation, cellular component: external side of plasma membrane. Lineage: Eukaryota; Metazoa; Chordata; Actinopteri; Kurtiformes; Apogonidae. Gene Ontology annotation, molecular function: protein binding; cytokine receptor activity. The transcript has 16 exons.